AUGGAGGGGCCUGGGAGGAAUCAUGCUCGCCAGGCCCCGCAGAUGCGGUCCCGCACGACGAGGAGCAGGGGCAAGCCCAUCUCUACCAACCCCGAGGAGAACAGCCAGAUGCUGGAUGCGCAGCUCCGCCAGCUCGGGCUGUAUGCCGCACACACGAUCGGCGACGGGAACUGCCUGUUCAGGGCGCUUUCCGACCAGCUAUACGGCACGCCCUCUUCCCACCCUAAGCUAAGACAGGACAUAUGCGACUGGAUCGAAGCGCACAAAGAACGCUAUGCCCCCUUCGUCGAGGACGAGCGAGGGCUCGAACAUCAUCUAUCCUGUAUGCGCCAACCAGCGACAUACGGCGGCCACCUCGAACUCUCCGCUUUUGCGCACAUGACGAAGCGGAAUGUCAAGGUCAUUCAACCUGGUCUCGUGUACGUCAUCGAGUGGGAUGCUGGGGGCGACUUCGCGGACGAGCCUGCGGAGGCAGAGACGUCUCCGUCGGCGGAUGAUACGGCCCUAGACAGCCGCGAGAAACGUCGGCAAAGACGAGAGCGACUCCGUUCCGCAUCGGAUAAGCACGUAUGGGAUGCUGGAGAGCUCACGACAUCUCAAGGCACUGUCUACGUUGCCUAUCAUGAUUGGGAACAUUUUUCGUCAAUCAGGAACCUUCGAGGGCCGCACACAGGCCUGCCGAACGUGUCCGAGAUGCCUGCACCGGACGGGGAGCCGUCUUCUCCUCCGCCGUCGAAGAGGAAGCCUGUAUCGAAGGUCAAAGCAAAGCCUACCAAGGCACGGGAACCGAAGAAGGUAGAUGCGCCUGUCUUAUCUAUAACGGAUGAAGACGCGCUACCAUCCACACCUUCGCAAAUCCCGUUACCUAUCUCCACUUCCCCCUCUCCACCGCCCACCUCUGCGCCGUCGUCGCAGGCAUCUGCGUUCCCUGCUAUCCCGUCGUUAGAGCCACAUUCAUAUCGCUCACCGAAACGAACGUUCGACGAAUCUUCCGCAUCAUCGCAAGCCACUUCAGAGAGCUCGCAAAGCGCAGCCAAGCGUGCGAAGAGCUCCUCUCGCACGCCUUCCACCUUGAACACGGAGUCGACAAACACGUCCGCUCUCGCUGGCAAGGACUUAACCAUGUAUACCGACGAUAUGGAUACGCCAGACCUGUCCGCUUCCGGAUCAUCGGCGGAGUCGGUCAGCUCGCUGUCGUCGCUGUCCUCCUCACCAUCAGCGACACCUCCCCCUCCUGAUCCUCCGGUGGAGAAGCCUCUCACUCGUCGCCAGCGGAAGAAACUUGGGCUUCCACGCCCUAGGGCCCAUCCCAUUCCGCAACAAUGGACUCGAUACCCCACAACCAAGUAUUCCAUGUCGUCGCACUGUUCAUCGCUAGUUCCUCCGCUCGGAUCGUUGUAUCAUCAGCAUCUCCUCGCAUCUCAUCACCCGGACCCUCCUCUUGUCUUGCUCUCCGCCAUGAAGACGUGUUUCACGACCCUCACGAUUCACGACUUACGACGUCGCACGCGUUCUGCCCCCGCUUGGAGAGCCCUCCGCUGGUCACCAUGCCUCGGCGUCACGUACAAUUAUAUCGUCAUACGUAUUGCACCUCCGCAUCUACAUCGCACUGUGAUACCUCC
Molecule: messenger RNA, 1622 nt
Organism: Trametes versicolor FP-101664 SS1
Lineage: Eukaryota; Fungi; Basidiomycota; Agaricomycetes; Polyporales; Polyporaceae
Product: cysteine proteinase
Exons: 7
Biological process (GO): protein deubiquitination
Molecular function (GO): cysteine-type deubiquitinase activity
Source: RefSeq, a predicted model, not a curated record